AUGGGGUCCACCUCUCCUCAAGCGCCUCUAACCACGGCGUCUAGCAACGAGUCGGAAGCUCAGACUCCAACAGAUAUCGAGAAGAAUCUCGAGAAAGCCAAGACGGAUGAGCAUCGAGACUCUCCCGACAGUCCGUCUGUCCAUGCUGCGACACCCGGCCUUGAGAAAGUCUACACAUCAGCGAAAGAUUGGGAUGGACCGGACGACAAAGGCAACCCACGCAAUUGGCCUCUUUGGAAAAGGGCGUACCAUAGCGGCGUGACCGCGCUCCUGUCCUUCGUCGUCACAUACGGCACCAGCGCAUACUCUCCAGGUAUAUCAAAGGUGGCGGAGGACCUCGACGUUUCCGAAGAAGUUGCCAUUCUGGGUCUCAGUCUGUACGUCCUUGGUCUAUCAUUUGGCCCGGUGGUUGCAGGCGGGAUGUCGGAGACCUUCGGUCGCAAGGCGGUAUACAUCUGGUGCACGCCAAUAUCGUUGUUGUUCACAUUAGGUGCUGGGCUGUCGAAAAACAUCACGUCGCUUCUGAUCACGAGGUUCUUCGCCGGUGUGACAGGAUCGGGACCACUUGCGGUCGGCUCAGGAACGACGGCAGAUGUGUGGGAACCCAUCGACUGGGCAGCUGCGGCCUCGCUGUGGAUCCUUGCGCCCUUCCUAGGGCCUGCCUUGGGCCCAGCCACAGCCGGUUAUCCUAUUCAGAAAGGGACCUGGAGAUGGGGUCAAUGGCUCUUACUUUGCGCAGGCGGCUUCGCCUGGCUGUUUGCAUUGUUUCAACAGGAAACAUACAAGAAAGUCAUCCUGCGCAAUCGAGCAAAGAAGUACGGUCUUCCUCCACCACACGAUCCGUUGCCUCCUGGCUUUGCCAAAGUCAAGGCUCUGUUCAACGUCACGGUCCUCCGUGCGCUUCGCAUGCUAUUCACCGAACCGAUCUGCACAGCAUUUGCAGUCUACUGCAGCUUCACGUUUGGCGUGCUCUUUGCAUUCUUUCCAGGAGUCACGUGGGUCUUCCGCACUGUGUACGGCUUCAGUGUUGGCCAGGCAGGACUGGUGUUCAUCGCGAUUGGCGUCGGCUGCAUUUUGGGCACAGGCGUCUUCAUAUUCAUUGAUCGUGUCACAUACCGACCCCAGGCGCUACGACUGAGGAGCGAAGGCAGCGAGAAGUCAGUGCCACCAGAAGAGCGCUUGUACGCUUCAAUGCUUGGUGCCAUCAUUCUGCCGAUCUCCCUCUUUUGGUUCGCGUGGUCUGCUCGAAGCGAUAUCCACUGGAUCGUUCCCACCGUCGCAUUGGCCUUCUUCGGCGCUGGAAACCAACUCGUUUUUGAUACAGCUGCGACAUACUUGACAUCGGUGUACGGACCUAUGGGCAGCGCGAGUGCAAUGAGUGCGAACAACCUAGCUCGCUAUGCGUGUGGUGCAGCAUUUCCGCUCUUCGCAGUUCAGAUGUUCAGGGGCCUGACGAUUAAAUGGGCUGGGAGUUUGCUCGGCUUCGUUACAAUAGCCCUGCUUCCGAUUCCAUUUUUGUUCUACAAAUAUGGCAAGAGCAUCCGAAGCAAAGGAAGUAUUCCGAAAAGCGACGCUUAA
Messenger RNA from Cyphellophora attinorum, 1578 nucleotides. RefSeq names its product Polyamine transporter 4. The transcript has a single exon. Gene Ontology annotation, molecular function: spermidine transmembrane transporter activity; spermine transmembrane transporter activity. The record is from RefSeq and is a predicted model, not a curated record. Lineage: Eukaryota; Fungi; Ascomycota; Eurotiomycetes; Chaetothyriales; Cyphellophoraceae. Bases 1 to 1578 code for a protein of 525 amino acids. Gene Ontology annotation, biological process: transmembrane transport; spermidine transport; spermine transport.